This is a messenger RNA of Physella acuta, 2984 nucleotides long. RefSeq names its product trichohyalin. The record is from RefSeq and is a predicted model, not a curated record. Lineage: Eukaryota; Metazoa; Mollusca; Gastropoda; Physidae.
UCGAAAAGUUUGUCCCGGGAAGGGUCGCUACGCCUCUGAGUAAGAAAAAACGUGAUUUAAUACAUGGAUACAAGUUGCAUCUCACAAUGCUUCUAGAAUUAAUAAAGUUGUUUGUUAGGAAAUUCACAUUUAAAAAAAUGCUUUGUAAUACGGACUAUACAACAAGACGAUCAUAUUUAAAUACAUUUUCAUAUGAAUAGAAAUGAAAGGGAAGCUACUCUCAAUAACAUUUUCUUAAGAUGGCUGCUGUUUUUAAUAGCAAAUUUACUAUCUCGAACAGGGUUGAUAAAAAUUAAUUUUAGGAUAUUUAAAUUGAUUUAACCAUCAAUGAAUGAUCGAGGAAACGGUGAGUGAACAAAAAUUGUAUCCAUAUGAUGGGAAACAGCAAAGAUGUAGAGAGGUAACUUUAAAUCAGGAUUUGGAACAAAAUAUGAAAUACAAGUUUGAAGAAUCAGAUCAUGAAAUACUAGAUCUUAGUCUAAAAUGCAAACUUGAAAUUUUGGAGAAUGAAGAAUUAAAAUUAGAAUAUAAAUGUGAAGAGUUAAAAAAUGGACUUGGGCUGGACUAUAAAUUUGAUGAGUCACCGAAUGGACUAAAUGUGGAAUUUAAAUGUGAAGCAUUGGAGAACGAAGAAGUAAGUUUAGAUUAUAAAUGUAAUGGAUUGGAGAAUGGAUCACCUGAUGUUGCUCAAGCAUUUAAAACAUGUCCUAGAGGUAGUAGAAGAUCAUUUCAACAAAACCAUAUAAAACUAAUGAAGUUAUCGCAUAGAGGUAGUAAAAAGAAAAGAAAAAAAGGGAAUCUCUCUCGCAGGUCUAAUAGUGCAAAACGAAAAAGAUUAGCACAGAGAGCUGGAGAAACUGAAGAGGAGACUGCUGCAAGACGUGCACGAAAGACAGAAAAAGCUAGGCUCAAAAGAUUAGCUCAAAGAGCUCAAGAAACCGAAGAGGAAGCUGCUGCAAGGCGUGCAUAUUAUGCAGAACAAGUGAAGCAGAGAAGAGCUCAAGAAACAAAAGAGGAGGCUGAUAAAAGACGUGCACAACAGGCAGAAAAAGCUAGGCUCAAAAGAUUAGCUCAAAGAGCUCAAGAAACUGAAGAGGAAGCCGCUGCAAGGCGUGCUUAUUGGGCAAAACUAGCUAGGCUCAAAAGAUUAGCUCAAAGAGCUCAAGAAACUGAAGAGGAAGCUGCUGCAAGGCGUGCAUAUUAUGCAGAACAAGCGAAGCAGAGAAGAGCUCAAGAAACAAAAGAGGAGGCUGAUAAAAGACGUGCACAAAAGGCAGAAAAAGCUAGGCUCAAAAGAUUAGCUCAAAGAGCUCAAGAAACUGAAGAGGAAGCCGCUGCAAGGCGUGCUCAUUGUGCAAAACUAGCCAGGCAAAGAAGAUUGAAACUGAGAGACCAGGAAACUAAAGAGCAGGCUGCUGCAAGGCUUGCUUAUCAAGCAGAGCAAGCUAAGCGCAGAAGAUAUGAACGAAGAGCGCAGGAAACUGAAGAAGAAGCUGCCGCUAGGCUUGCUUAUCAAACAGAACUAGCUACGCGCAGAAGAUUAAAACGAAGAGCUCUGGAAACUGAAGAAGAAGCUGCCGCAAGGCGUGCUUAUCAAACAGAACUAGCUAUGCGCAGAAGAUUGGAGCGGAGAGGUCUUGAAACUGAAGAAGAAGCUGUCGCAAGGCGUGCUUAUCAAACAGAACUAGCUAUGCACAGAAGAUUAGAGCAAAGAGCUCAGGAAACUGAAGAAGAAGCUGCCGCUAGGCGUGCUUAUCAAACAGAACUAGCUAUGCGCAGAAGAUUGGAGCGGAGAGGUCUCGAAACUGAAGAAGAAGCUGUCGCAAGGCAUGCUUAUCAAACAGAACUAGCUAUGCACAGAAGAUUAGAGCAGAGAGCUCAGGAAACUGAAGAAGAAGCUGUCGCAAGGCGUGCUUAUCAAACAGAACUAGCUACGUGCAGAAGAUUAGCACAGAGAGCUCAAGAGGCUGAGGAAGACAAGAAAGACAUGCACAUAUAUAAGAAAAGCUUGAGGGGGACAAAAAAGGCUUGCACGUAUAUGAGAAAAUCUUGAUGACAAGCAAGACUUGCACAUAUAUAAGAAAAGCUUGAGGGUGACAAAAAAGGCUUGCACGUAUAUGAGAAAAUCUUGAUGACAUGCAAGACUUGCAAAUAUAUAAGAAAAGCUCACAAAAUUGAAAAGAAAGCAUCUUCUAUAUAUGCAAAUCUAGCUAAGUGUACAGGUUUAGCUAAACAAGCAAAAGUUGUUCUAAUAGCCUUAUGUACAAGUUAAGCUAAACAAGCAAUACUUGCUCAGGUAGCCAUAUGUUGUACUAGUUCAGAUAGACUAGCACAUUUUGUUCAAAUAAACCAAAUAUACAAGCUAAGCUAAAUAUGCACUUAUUUCUCAACUAGCCAAGUGAAGAACAGUAGCUAGACAAGCUAAGGCGCUAACUGAACAAUUUCCUAGAGGAAUCCACAGUUUGAUUUGAUUGGGGAAAUGUCUUGCUUAGUAUCAGCCAUCAGUGUCUUUUGUAGCCUCCAAGUCAUGCACAAAAACAUUUCAUGAACUUUGGCAGCAGCAGUUUAUUCAGAAGUCAUCCAUGAUGUUUUAAAAAAGGGCCAACAGCUUACAACUGUGCCUCAUGUUGUUCACUAAGUCAUUGCUGAAACAAAUACAGCCAAUUAAGUAUUAAUCUCAAGCGUCAGCUCAAAGUUUAAACUAUUUUGUGGGUAUUAGUUGUUUCAUUAUUUAAUGUUAAAAAUUUACCGUUUACAAGACUGUUGUUGUGUACACUUUCUUAGAAGUAAAAGAUCUGUUUCAAAAAACUAAUUAUUUAACACGUACAUUGCUUAAAUUGAAAGUUGUUUCCUUUGGAAUAAAACUUGUGAAGUAUAAGCAAGCAUAGUGUUUAUUAUUAUUAUGGAAAGUUAACAUUGUUUAGUUCAGCAAACUUGAAUUCUAUGAAUUGCAUUAUUUGUGCUGAACUGGAUAGUAUUGUACU